Messenger RNA from Lacerta agilis (Sand lizard), 735 nucleotides. Its product is annotated as zinc finger protein 1 homolog. The transcript has 4 exons. Lineage: Eukaryota; Metazoa; Chordata; Lepidosauria; Squamata; Lacertidae. Bases 1 to 690 code for a protein of 229 amino acids. The record is from RefSeq and is a predicted model, not a curated record.
AUGUGCCCCACCCCCACCCCAGAAGGGAAUGUGGCUCUCAGGGUUCCAGGGCUCUUGGAAGAGACCAUUAUUAAUGCCUCCAAGUCAAAGCAAGAUUUACCAGAUGCUGCAAAGAUGCAACUGUCCAUGGAAGCCACACUGCUGGGAGUCCAAGCCCCAGUGCUGGAGAAUGAAGAGGAGCCCUUUCAUGUGAAAAGUCCCGAGCCUGGAGAUGUGGGAUCCAGCGGAAUAUCCUUAGAAAGAGCCAAUUUCUUCCAGGCUCCCAACAGCAUCGCCAGCACCGACUAUGAGAAGAGUCUCCACCAGAGCUUGGACCUCCUCAAGAACCAGAAGAAAUGGCUGAGGAAGUUCAAAUGCUCCUACUGCGGGGCCACGUCCAACAUUCGAGCAAACAUUGUCGUUCAUGAGAGAAUCCACACCGGCGAGAAGCCCUACGGCUGCUUAACCUGCGGCAAAAGCUUCAGCCGGAAGUCGACCCUCGUGCGGCACAAGAGGACCCACACAGGGGAGAAGCCGUACGAGUGCCCGGCGUGCGGGAAGAGCUUCAGCAUCCGGUGUAACCUUUUGCGGCACGAGCGGGUCCACACGGGAGAGAAACCCUAUCAUUGCAAAUGCUGCGGCCAGAGCUUCAGUCGGAGGCUCUUGCUUGUGAUUCACGAGAGAACCCAUGCAGGAGAGAAACAUGCAUAGAAGCUUGGGAGUAUUGGGGGAGAGAUGUCACUCUUUCCCUGCCUC